AACCCGUGACGAAGGAUUGGUUUAAAAGGUGUGGUCGUCGGCUGAUGGGCAUCUUCAGUGAGCAACCAGCCCACUGAGAGGUCCAAAAUGGCGUGGAAAUUUGGACUUCUUUGUUUAUUUGUCACCGUCGUCUUCGCUCAGGAUGACUACGGACGCAGUGGCCUGGCCAGCGCCAUUGCGAACGCCGAAGCACUCGCCAAUGGUUACGGAGGCAGCAGUGCAAGCGCCGACGCAGAAGCAAACGCUCUAGCCAACGGAUACGGAGGAGGCAGUGCAAGUGCCAACGCUCUUGCCAACGCUCUAGCUAACGGAGGAAUCGGAGGAGCUAACGCCAAUGCCAAUGCACUUGCAAACGCGUUGGGAAACGGAUGGGGAGGCGGUGCCAGCGCCGAUGCUGCCGCAAACGCGUUAGCCAAUGGAGGAGCUGGAGGAGCGAGUGCAGACGCCAUCGCCAACGCAUUAGCCAAUGGAGGCGCUGGAGGCGCUAGCGCUAACGCUCUUGCUAACGCAUUAGCCAAUGGAGGUGCAGGCGGAGCGAGCGCGGAUGCAUUCGCCAAUGCCCUGGCUAACGGUGGUGCUGGCGGCGCUAAUGCCCAAGCUAUUGCCGACGCUAUUGCUAACGGAGGUGGUGGCAGCGCCAGUGCCGACGCUUAUGCCAACGCAUUAGCCAACGGAGGUGCCGGAGGAGCCAGCGCUGAUGCCAUCGCCCAAGCCCUUGCUAACGCUGGAGCUGGAGGCAGUGCUAGUGCCGACGCUUUUGCUAAUGCCCUCGCUAAUGGUGGUGCUGGUGGUGCAAAUGCGGAUGCAUUUGCCCAAGCUCUUGCAAACGCCGCAGGUGGUGGUGGUGGCGGCAGCGCUAGCGCUGAUGCCAUUGCAAACGCUCUCGCUGGUGGUGCUGGCGGUAGCGCUCAGGCUCAAGCUCUUGCACAAGCUCUUGCUAACGGCGCUGGUGGAAGCGCAAGUGCUGAUGCUCUUGCUAACGCUUUCGCCAACGGAGGUGCUGGUAGCGCCAGUGCUGAUGCCAUUGCCAACGCUUUAGCCAACGGAGGAGCUGGUAGCGCUAGCGCUCAAGCCCUCGCUCAAGCUCUUGCCAACGGUGCAGGCGGUAGCGCCAGCGCUGAUGCCAUUGCCAACGCUUUAGCCAAUGGUGGAGCUGGUGGCGCUAAUGCCCAAGCCAUUGCUCAGGCCCUUGCCAACGCUGCAGGUGGCAGUGCUAACGCCGACGCUUAUGCCAACGCUCUUGCCAACGGAGGUGCCGGAGGAGCCAGCGCUGAUGCCAUCGCCCAAGCCCUUGCUAACGCCGGAGCUGGAGGCAGCGCUAGUGCCGAUGCUUAUGCUAAUGCCCUCGCUAAUGGAGGAGCCGGAGGCAGCGCUCAAGCCCAAGCCCUUGCCCAAGCUCUUGCCAACGCCGCCGGCGGCAGCGCUAGCGCUCAAGCAAUGGCCCAAGCUCUCGCCGACGCUGAACCUGGCAGUGCUAGUGCCUCAGCCCUAGCCCAAGCUCUCGCAAGCGCCGCAGGAGGCACUGCCCAAGCUCAAGCUCUUGCUCAAGCUCUCGCUAACGCUAGAGGCGGUGGCGCUAGCGCCAGCGCUCAAGCGCUUGCCCAAGCUCUUGUUAACGCUGCUGGGGGGACCUCGAGUGCCCAAGCCAUGGCACAAGCCCUCGCAAACGCUGAACCCGGUAGUGCUCAAGCUUCAGCUCUAGCUCAAGCUCUCGCUAAUGCUGCAGGUGGAACCGCUGAAGCUCAAGCUCUUGCAAACGCUCUUGCGAGCACUAGAACAGGUGGUGCUGGUGCUAGCGCUCAAGCUCUCGCCCAAGCCCUCGCUAACGCCGCAGGCGGUAGUGCUACUGCUCAGGCUUUGGCCCAAGCUUUAGCUGAUGCUAACGCAGGUAGCGCAAGCGCACAAGCUCUGGCCCAAGCUCUCGUAAGCGCCGCAGGCGGUAGUGCUCAAGCACAAGCUAUUGCCCAAGCUCUUGCAAACACAGGAGGUGCCGGCGGUAGUGCUUCAGCUCUAGCUGAAGCGUUAGCCGGCGCCGUUGGUGGCAGCGCAAGCGCCCAAGCGGUCGCACAAGCCCUCGCAAGUGCCGCAGGAGGCAGCGCUCAAGCGCAAGCCCUUGCUCAAGCAACUGCAAACGCUGCCCCUGGCAGUGCAAGCGCCCAAGCUCUCGCCCAAGCUCUGGCUAGCGCUGCAGGCGGCAGUGCCACGGCUCAAGCUCUCGCCUCAGCUCUCGCAAACGCCGGAGGCGCCAGUGCCAGCGCCCAAGCUAUCGCUAAUGCCCUCGCUAUUGGAGGUAGCGCCGAUGCUACCGCAAUUGCAAACGCAAAUGCGCACUCGACCGGAUUCAUACCUCCUCCUCCACCCGCUCAAUGCUCAUACAAUGGCCAGAUGAUAGUAAGAGUAGUCCCUGGUACCGAGAAAUACAUUCCUUGCCCCGCUGUCGAAGUCUGUGGAUGCUUCCAGACCCCAAUAGGUAGUCUCUACCUCAGCUGCCGACGAUGCCCCGGCUGUGUUCCUCGUGAUCCGAGACACGCUUCACUACCUACAAUUUUGCCCAUAAGUCCAUUUUUACCAGUACCACCUCGCCCAGCACAUCGUCCAAUACCAGCUCCCAUUCCGAUCCCGGAUGUAAUACCGUUCCCGAGACCGAUUCCAGGGCCCACACCGAUUCCUACACCGAUACCGAGACCGAUCCCCAUACCGUGGUGCCCACCACCAACCAUCAUCCCUGGCCCGCCACGACCAUACCCAGUACCGGUCCCAGUUCCGAGCAAACCCGUCGUAAUCCCGGUACCAGUCCCGGUCCCAUCUCCGCCGAAGAAGAUCUACGUCCCCGGCCCAGUAGUGAGGGUCCCGGUACCAGUGAGAGUACCCGUGCCAGUACCGCAGCCCUACCCAGUACCAUCCCCGCCUAAGAUCAUCAGAGUCCCGUACCCGGUCCCAGGCCCAGUUGAAAAGAUAUACGUGAAAGUACCGGUCCCAUCUCCGCCCAUCAGAAUACCGGUUCUCGUUCCUGGUCCGGAGAGGGAUGUUCCGGUACCUGUACCGGUACCGUCACCGCCCGUCCGCGUUCCGUACCCGGUGAACAGAUAUAUCACUGUUCCUGGCCCGAAAGUACUUGUACCUGUACCCGUUCCUGUGAUCAGAAACAAAGUCUUCCCGGUACCCGUCGUCAUAUACGUAGCCCCCGAAUGCAGGUCCCACGAACCGAACGUACCAUUCCCGAAACCAGGCGACGCUUGCGUCAUCCUCACUUGCCGCGUCAAAUACAACUACAUCUACAUCGAGAGCUACAGAAUCCCUGGCUGUGGAAUUCCACUCCCACCCCCACCGCCGCCACCAACUCCAAUAUGGUUCCCCAGUGAGGCUACAGCUCAAGCUCAAGCCCAGGCCCAAGCUCAGGCUCAAGGUGGCGGAUGGGGAGGCGGCUCAGCUGAAGCUCAGGCUCAGGCCCAAGCUCAAGCUAACGGCUACGGAGGUGCGGCUGACGCUCAAGCCCAAGCCCAAGCUCAAGCUCUAGCUGCUGGGCUCGGAGGCGGUUCCGCUGAAGCUCAGGCACAGGCUCAGGCUCAGGCUCUCGCUCAAGGUCUCGGAGGUGCCGGCGGUUCAGCUCAAGCUCAAGCUCAAGCUCAAGCGCUCGCUCAAGCCCUAGGCUUAGGUGGUGCUGGUGGUUCAGCUGACGCUCAAGCUCAGGCACAAGCCCUGGCUCAAGGUCUCGGAGGUGCCGGAGGUUCAGCCCAAGCCCAAGCUCAAGCACUAGCUCAAGCCUUAGGUUUAGGUGGUGCUGGUGGCUCAGCUGACGCUCAAGCUCAGGCACAAGCUCUUGCUCAAGGUCUUGGAGGUGCCGGAGGUUCAGCUCAAGCCCAAGCUCAAGCGCUCGCUCAAGCCCUAGGCUUAGGUGGUGCUGGUGGUUCAGCUGACGCUCAAGCUCAGGCUCAAGCCCUUGCUCAAGGUCUCGGAGGUGCCGGAGGUUCAGCCCAAGCCCAAGCUCAAGCACUAGCUCAAGCCCUAGGUUUAGGUGGCGCCGGUGGUUCAGCUGAGGCUCAAGCUCAGGCUCAGGCUCUAGCUAACGGAUUUGGAGGCGGCGACGCUCAAGCUCAGGCCAUAGCACAGGCUCAGGCCGCUGCACAAGCCGCUCAGAAUAGCCUCAACCAAUAUUACCCAGGCCAAGAUGCUGCAUCUCAGGCCGCAGCACAAGCUCAGGCCAUAGCACAGGCUCAGGCCGCUGCACAAGCCGCUCAGAACAACCUUAACCAAUAUUACCCAGGCCGAGAUGCUGGAUCUCAGGCCGCAGCACAAGCUCAGGCCAUAGCACAGGCUCAGGCCGCCGCAGAAGCUCAGGCCAUAGCACAGGCUCAGGCCGCCGCAGAAGCCGCUCAAAAUAACUACAACCAGUUCCAACCCUACCCAGGCCAAGAUACUGGAUCUCAAGUCCAGGCACAAGCCCUAGCUGAAGCCUUAGCCGAAGCUCAGGCAAACUCUAACCGCGCUUAUCCAGGCUCUUAUCCCGGAAACUGGAAUCAGGGAGGAUUCCAACAAGAAACUUAUCCAAAGAAAUUGAUCAUUCAGCAGCCGGGCUCGUAUUACCAACCAAGUGGUAACCAAGGAUUCCCUGGUGGAAACCAAGUCUUCCCCGGUGGAAACCAAGUCUUCCCCGGUGGAAACCAAGUCUUCCCCGGUGGAAACCAAGUCUUUCCCGGUGGAAACCAAGGCUUCCCUGGAGGUAACCAAAUCUUCCCCGGUGGAAACCAAGGCUACCCAGGAUCUGGGCUUGUCAAUUUCGGAAGCGGAGCUUCCCAGGCCCAAGCCACUAGCAAUGCCCAGUCAGGGUAUGGAACAGCGCAAGCUCAAUCUGACGCUAUUGCUCAGGGAGACUCUCAAGCGAUAGCGGAUGCUAUGGCUCAAAGCAAUGCAGGAUACUCAAAUGGAUUAUAUGGAAGGCCAGACUCGUUGGCUCAAGCUCAGGGAAGCGCACUAUCUAACCUCUAUCAGACAGGUUACAAUAAUCCACCAUAUGGAUACGGUGGAUCUGAUGCUUCAGCCCAAGCUCAAGCCGAAGCUGAUGUAGGAUCAGCACAAGCUAUGGCAAAUGCAUUAGCUCGGCAGUUAGCUUCGCAGGCUCAGGCUGACGCUUCAGCUAAUGCUAAUGUAAUGUCUCAGCCGGCGCUGUAUCAAUCCCCUUCGUCAUAUUUCUACCCUGGUGGAGCCCAACCGGUGAGGACCAACGCAGCGGCCCAAGCUGACGCACAGGCGGUAGCCAAUGCCAUGGCUAAUGGAGACGCGUCCGCCCAGGCCCAGGCAUCAGCGGCGUCCGCCAUAAAAACAGGUGAUUCAGAUUCACAGGAGUAGAAAAUAAUUACUGUAGUACAACUAGCUCACGACUCAAGCGACUCAGCCAUGAAGACGGACUCGAAUGUAAUGUAGUCUAAAAGUGUGAAGCAAACCGAACGAAGCACUUUUAUUUAUUUCGUAUUUGCAAUUA
Molecule: messenger RNA, 5479 nt
Organism: Cydia fagiglandana
Lineage: Eukaryota; Metazoa; Arthropoda; Insecta; Lepidoptera; Tortricidae
Product: proline-rich protein 36-like
Exons: 21
Coding region: 88-5346 (1752 amino acids)
Source: RefSeq, a predicted model, not a curated record